AACGUGCAUGCAGCACAAGUUCGAGUGGUACCGCGCAUGCGUGCUCUGUAUGUUUCUGGGGUUCAACAGAGAUUACAGCGGUGGCGUGGGAAGUAAGCAACAGAAUGAUCAAACACGUCUUUUUGACAGGACCCCCUGGUAACUAUUUUAAAAGGACUAUCUACUGGCGCUGUUGCAUAGGGUACUGCGUUAUUCCAGGUGUUGGUAAGACCACACUAGUACAGAAGGUGUGUGAUGCCAUGAAAGCUGCCGAGGUGAGCUGCAGUGGCUUUUACACCGAAGAAGUAAGGGUUGGAGGAAGACGAGUCGGGUUCGACAUGGUCACGGUCACUGGAGAGCGAGCGCACCUGUCGAGAGUCGGAAAUGAAUCUGGUGCUUCUGCCGGAAGACGAGAGUACAGAGUGGGUCAGUAUGUGGUCGAUCUGCCUUCCUUUGAAAACCUUGCCCUCCCUCUCUUCAGACAAGUUGGCGGUGGCUCUGAAGGUGACAGGCGGGUGUUUGUUAUCGAUGAGGUCGGAAAGAUGGAGCUCUUCAGCCAGGCUUUCAUACGUGCUGUGAGGCAGACCCUGGACUGCAGUAGCUGCUCCAUCCUUGGUACCAUCCCCAUUCCCAAGGGCAAACCACUAGGCCUGGUGGAGGAGGUGCGAGGGAGGACAGAUGUGAAGGUCUUCACGAUUACAAAGGAGAACCGAAAUACCAUUUUUCCAGAUAUUGUGGCAACUCUACAGCAAAGCCUGAAGCAAGCAUCCUAACACCUCAAAAAGGUGGAUAUUGGAAAUGUACGAGAAGAUGUAUGGACUUUUUUUUUUGCUUUCAGACUUUAUUUUUCUAUCCAAAAACACCAAACAUUUUAUUUAUUUGUAUAAAAACUGAAAGUAUUCAAAGACAAAAUAUUUUUGUCAACCCCAGAAUCUGGGAAUCUAGUGCACAGUCUCAAAUGCACAAAAUGUAUGCAUGCAAUUAAGUUCCCCCCCCCCCCCCCCCCCCCAUUCCUUUUUCCUCCCUUGAAUAGUGUCUCUGAAUGGAUUGUAAUAUGAAUAAUUGAUUGCCAGAGCAGAGUUUGGCAGCUGGACUAUUGUUUUUGAUGGAGACCGCCGUUUCAGUUCUCAAUGGGGGGAGGGGAGACUGCAUGCAACUGAAUCUAGGGAGCAACCUCACACCCUUAACAAAGUGAUGGAGGCUAAUGGAGGUCUGCUAUGUCUACUUUUUCAUUUUGGAGUAUUUGCCUCUAAAGUCAGACCCUUUGGAAGCCUUAACGGCUCCUGUUAAAACUGAAGGUGUGCUUGCACAAUUAGGGAAGAUAAAUAAAUGAAUGAAUGAAUAAAUCAAUAUUUUAACAGGCAA
Messenger RNA from Clupea harengus (Atlantic herring), 1344 nucleotides. RefSeq names its product nucleoside-triphosphatase, cancer-related (gene ntpcr). Lineage: Eukaryota; Metazoa; Chordata; Actinopteri; Clupeiformes; Clupeidae. The record is from RefSeq and is a predicted model, not a curated record. Gene Ontology annotation, molecular function: ATP hydrolysis activity.